GAGCAACAGAGAAACAAUGUGCCAUUAACGCUGCAUUCUACGACAAUAAUGGACCACAGCGAGAAACGACAUCGAAAAAGUAAUCCCAGAGAUAGAGCCAACAUUUUCUCUCUUCUGUCCUUCUUUUAUAUGGGAACAACCUUCAAAAAGGCUCUAAAAAAAGAUUUGGAAGAAGAAAACCUGUACGAACCCGUGAAAAGCUGCAAAUCGACGCGAUGUGGGGACAAGUUAGAAUACAAAUGGGAUUUACAACGGACCAAAUCAUCAGUGAGUGCAUUUCAACUGCUGGUCCGAAGAUUCGGACGUCAGUACCUGUUUAUGGGUGUCCUAGACCUCAUCUGGCAAAUAGUUCGAGCGACAGUGGAGACUGAUGCGAUCAGCAACUUGAUCGGCUACUUCAGUCCGCACAGUCAACAAACCAAAACGGAUGCUUACAUUAAUGCAGCCCUGGUUUUGGGAUUGAGCGCCUUUCGAGUCGUCUACAUGCACAACUACAUACUGGUCAUGCAAAAGUUGGCCCUGAAGACCAGAACUGCCUUCUCCACGUUGAUUUACCGAAAGGCUUUGAAGCUAAGUCCCGAAGCUUUGUGUGACAUCAGUUUGGGGAACGUCGUCACUUUAAUCACAAAAGAUGUGACAGCUUUUCAGACCAACAUCUGGACCAUAAACGACAUGUGGGUGGGAGCGUUGCGUUCUUGUUACGUUGUUUACUUGAUUUACGCCAAAAUGGGACCCAUAUCUUUAAUUGGCAUCGGGAUGAUUUUGAGCGUAAUACCUUUACAAGUGUAUUUGGCCAAAGUUGUCGUUAACAUGAGGCUAAAGGUAGGAGAAAAAACCGAUGAAAGGCUGCAAAUCAUGCAGGAAGUUCUUUCCGCCAUUAAAAUCAUAAAAAUGUACACGUGGGAAAAUUAUUUCGACACCAAAGUGACACAAGCUCGAAAAAAGGAACUGAGCAAGAUGCUGAAGGGAUUCUACAUUAGAAUCGUCGUCAUUUUAAUUGGCAUUCUUACUUCUAGAGUGGCCUUCUACAUCCUGAUCAUGAUUUACAUCUGGUUGGGAUACACGACGAAUGCCAAAUUUGUCUUUUACAUUCUCGAGUGCUUUAAAAAUUUGCGAACGGUUCUCGCUUUCGAUAUACCAUAUGGUUUGGCAAGAGGAGCUGAAAUGUACGCUUCGCUGAUACGUAUCGAUAGAGUUUUGGACGCCGAAGAGCUCGAUUUGGACCGUAGGUACGAGGAAACGGACAAGCCUCUUGUUAAUUUAAACGGAGUGAGUGUUAGGAUAAAGGAUAAGGAGAUUUUGAACGAUGUCACGAUGAAGAAUGUUAGUAAAGGUUUGGUUGUGAUAACUGGUCCUGUGGGAUCAGGAAAGAGUUCUCUCUUAAAAACGAUUCUUAAAGAAUACCCUCAUCAACAAGGAGGCGUUGAAGUCAGGGGUAGUAUAUCUUAUGCUUCUCAGGAUCCUUGGCUCUUUCCCUCAACUAUAAGGCAAAACAUCCUUUUCGGAGAACGAUACGACGAACACAGAUAUCAGGAGGUCGUUAAAGUUUGCGCACUCCGCUACGACUUCGAACUGUUGGACCACGGCGAUGAAACGAUCGUGACCGACAAAGGAAUGAAUCUUAGCAAGGGACAACAAGCCAGAGUAAAUUUGGCAAGAGCGAUUUACAAAGAGAGCAACAUUUAUCUCUUGGACGAUUCCUUAACUGCGCUUGACAGCAGCGUUCAAGACUACAUCUUCCACGAGUGCAUUAAGAAAUAUCUCAAAGACAAGAUUUGCAUAUUGGUAACGCAGUGCAAAAAACACCUCGAUCAGGGAGAUUUGUUGAUGGUAAUGGACGAAGGUAGGGUCGUGUCGUAUGGGAAACCUACAGAAAUCAAUUUGGAAAGGUUCCUGAUCGAUACCGAAAAAAGUGGAGGAACAGAGGACAAGGGGAAGGAGGGCCACAACGAGGAGUCGGAUAUGCUGAAACACGAACAGGUGUCCAACAAACAGGUUUAUCGCGAAGUCAAAAGAUCUGGAAGCGUCGAUCUGAUGGUGUACUAUAAGUAUUUCAAGUAUGGAGGAGGAUUUUUAUCGCUCUUUGCAAUUGCUUUGCUUUACAUAAGUGCGCAGUUUGCAGAAUCAAUUUCUAGCACACUUUUAACAAACUGGGUCGAUUUAAAUCAAAAGACGAUGGAUUUGGCAAACAGUACUAACGCAACAGCUUACAAGACGAGUUUGGACGAAACAAAUCUGACUAUUAAUUUGUAUUCGGGUGCUACAUUACUGUCGAUUAGUUUGGAUCUGACCAAGUUUUAUAUUUUGUUGAACUUUGCCAGAAUAGCAUCGUUGAACAUCCAUAAGGCAUUAACUAAAUCGGUCAUAAAUGCUGUCAUGCCAUUUUUCGACAACCAUUUCAUAGGAAAUAUUUUGAACAGGUUUUCCCAAGACCUGAAUAACAUUGACGAGCAAUUAUCUUUUAUUCUUUCGGAAGUUUUAAGAGUGUUCUUUCAACUUGCCGGUGUGAUUUUGGUCAUAACCUACGUCAACUGGACAUUCUUGAUUCCAUCACUUAUCUUUUUGGGUGCGGCAGUAACUUUAAGACAACUGUACAUGCCGACUGGAAGAAGUCUUAAAAGACUGGAGGCUACAACUCGCAGCCCUUUGGUAGGUCACUUAAACUCCUCCCUGGAAGGGAUAACAACAAUCAGAGCUUAUAAAGCUGAAGACAUUCUUAAAGAAGAAUUCGACAGGCAUCAAGAUUUGUACACCUCAGCGCACUUCAUGCUUUUGUGCAGCUCCAGAGCAUUCGGUUUCGUCGUCGACUGUUGCUGUACCAUUUUAAUAUCGUUUAUCGUCAGCAGGUUCUUGUUGUUCGAUUCCGAACUGUCAGCCGGCGACGUUGGUUUGGUUUUGACACAGUUGUUUGUUUUAUCCGACAAUGUUCAGUGGGGCAUAAGGCAAUGGGCGGAUCUGGAGAACCAAAUGACAUCGGUUGAAAGAUUAUUAGAAUAUACAGAGAUCAAUCAGGAGGUGAAGCAAGGAAAAACCGUGGACGAUUGGCCCAAGCAAGGACAAGUGUCCUUUGAAAAGGUUUCUUUAACAUACAGCAAUAACGAGCAGGUUUUGAAGAACUUGAACUUUACGGUGGAAGCCCAUCAAAAGAUUGGUAUUAUCGGACGGACUGGUGCGGGAAAAUCAUCGAUCAUUUCUUGUUUGUUUAGAUUAUAUGACGUCGAAGGAACAAUUGUAAUCGACAAUGUGGAUAUCAGUACUCUGGAUUUAGACUUCCUGAGGAAGAACAUUGCGAUUAUUCCCCAAGAUCCGGUUUUGUUUACGGGGACAAUGAGAGACAACAUCGAUCCCCUGAGAACGUAUUCGGAUCCGGAAAUUUGGGAGGCGUUAGAAAAGGUCAAACUAAAAGAUGCACUGACCAGUUUAGAUAUGGAAAUUACAGAAAAAGGUUCCAAUUUUAGUUCCGGUCAAAGGCAAUUGAUCUGUUUGGCUCGAGCAAUAAUCAGAAAGAAUAAGAUCGUCGUCCUUGACGAAGCCACUGCAAAUAUGGAUCCAAAAACUGAUCAGCUUCUGCACGACACAAUUAACGAGAACUUUUCUAAUUGUACCGUCUUUAUUAUUGCUCACAGACUACAUUCAAUUUUCGAUUGUGAUAAGAUUGUUGUUAUGGAAAAAGGAGAGAUUGUUGAAUUUGAUGCACCUUCGAAAUUAUUGUUGAAUGAAUGCAGCUAUUUUUACAAGAUGGUCCAACAAACCGGUUUGAAUGGCGUCGAAAAUUUGUGAACACUUUUAUUGAAAAAUAUAUAUUUUUUAAAUUUGAA
Messenger RNA from Aethina tumida (small hive beetle), 3818 nucleotides. RefSeq names its product probable multidrug resistance-associated protein lethal(2)03659. The transcript is spliced from 8 exons. Bases 49 to 3780 code for a protein of 1243 amino acids. Lineage: Eukaryota; Metazoa; Arthropoda; Insecta; Coleoptera; Nitidulidae. Gene Ontology annotation, molecular function: ATP binding; ABC-type transporter activity; ATP hydrolysis activity. The record is from RefSeq and is a predicted model, not a curated record. Gene Ontology annotation, biological process: transmembrane transport. Gene Ontology annotation, cellular component: membrane.